Molecule: messenger RNA, 657 nt
Organism: Dracunculus medinensis (Guinea worm)
Lineage: Eukaryota; Metazoa; Nematoda; Chromadorea; Rhabditida; Dracunculidae
Source: the annotation of a GenBank genome assembly
AUGUUGACUACUAUUGUCCUAGCUUUUUCACUUUUGCACGUCGCAUUUGCGGGCAAUCAGGUAAUCGAAGAAUGUGUUAAGCAAGUUGGAAAUCCUCCUAAAAAACGUCCAUCCGUGGAAUCUUGCCAAGAGGAUCCAGUUUGUCCAUCCAUAUUUGUAUUUGAUCCAAAUGCUCUUAAUGAAAUAGCAGAGAAUUUCGAUAUAAAAGAUUUCGCAGCAAGAAUGUGCCCGAAAACGUGUGCGAUGUGUUGUAAAACGAAGGAAUUUAAUUGUCAAGAUGGUCAGUUGGAUAGAAAUAUUUGCUUAACUGCACCUAGCGUAGCACUAUCGAUGUGCCCAUUUACAUGUGGCCUUUGUGCUGCUGGAAUGUGUCCAGAUGAAAACGAAAAUUGUGCAGCUAUUUUCCAAUUGGACCCUACAUGCAGUACGGAUUUCAUGAAGAGAUCAUGCAAGAAGACAUGUAGACUAACGGAUUAUAAUAACAAAUCAUUUAAAAUUCUAACCAAGACCUUUUGCAUUUCAGGUAAUUCAACUUCGUCAACUUGUACCGAUUUACACCCUCAAUGUCAAGCAAAUGCCCGGUAUUGCAAUAUAGGCGACUAUGGAGUUGUGAUGAGUCGAGUUUGCAGAUUAACUUGUCGUCACUGUACUCCUUAA